Messenger RNA from Phialemonium atrogriseum, 1772 nucleotides. RefSeq lists its product as uncharacterized. The transcript has 2 exons. Bases 139 to 1464 code for a protein of 441 amino acids. Gene Ontology annotation, cellular component: cytoplasm. The record is from RefSeq and is a predicted model, not a curated record. Lineage: Eukaryota; Fungi; Ascomycota; Sordariomycetes; Cephalothecales; Cephalothecaceae. Gene Ontology annotation, molecular function: flavin adenine dinucleotide binding; tRNA dihydrouridine synthase activity. Gene Ontology annotation, biological process: tRNA dihydrouridine synthesis.
UAAGAUAAGGCGCAACAACAUUUUUGGCCCAAGGUUUCUUUUGCUGUCAGGGACCGUCCCUCAAAACUCAUUUAAAUAAUAGCAAAUCUCCGCUUUCAUCAUCCCAUCAAACGCAAAAGGCCGUCCCUUCCAGAUGUCAUGCUCCUUCGCCAUCUUCGAUCCAUCAUGACAUCCGAGGUUGCCAAGAAAGUGCCGAUCCCGGCCCGUGGAGUCGACUACCGUGGCAAGGUUGUGCUCGCGCCAAUGGUCCGGUCGGGCGAGCUGCCUUCCCGGCUCUUGGCCCUGCAUUAUGGCGCGGACCUGGUAUGGGGCCCCGAAACCGUCGACCACUCCCUCAUCGGCACGACCCGCCGCGUCAACCCAGACACGGGCAUGAUCGAGUGGACGCGGAUGCCCUCCAACAGCCUAAAGUCUCAGGGCAAGAAGCCCGUCCCGCCGCCCAAGGAAUCCGUCAUCUACCGGCUAGACCCCAACCGAGAGGCGGGCCGGCUGAUCUUCCAGCUCGGCACGAGCGACCCGGAGCGCGCCGUGGCGGCGGCGCGCCUCGUGGCCGCCGACGUCGCGGGCAUCGACGUCAACGCCGGCUGCCCCAAGCCGUUCAGCACGACGGGCGGCAUGGGCGCGGCGCUGCUCCGGACGCCGGACCGGCUCUGCGCCAUCCUCCGCGCCCUGGUCGCCGCCGUCGGCACCGCCGGUGCCGAGGCGGGGGAGGCCCCAGAGUUCCCCGUCGGCGUCAGCGUCAAGAUCAGGCUGCUCGAGACCCCCGCCGAGACCGAGGCCCUCGUCAGGCUCCUCGUGGCGACGGGCAUCACGGGCCUGACGGUGCACUGCCGGACGACGCCGAUGCGGCCGCGCGAGCGCGCCAUCCGCGGCCAGCUGCGCAUGGUGGCGGGCGUGUGCCGGGAGGCCGGGGUGGCGUGCCUGAUGAACGGCGACGUCGAGGACCGCGACCAGGCCGUGCGCCUGGCGGCCGAGUUCGGCGCCGACGGCGCCAUGAUUGCCACCGCAGCCGAGAGGAAUCCCAGCUGCUUCCGCAGCGCCCGCGACGGCGGCCUUGCCGGCUGGAGGGAGGUCACCGAGAGGUACCUCGCCCUCGCCGCAGAGGUCGGGAACAAGUGGGGCAACACAAAGUUCCUCCUCGGCCACCUGGUCCCCGGAAAGGAGCCCGCCUUCCGCAACCUCACGCACGCAAAGUGCUAUGCCGAGGCGUGCGAGAUCCUCGGCUUCCCGGCCUUGGCAGACGCGGCUCGCGACGUCGACGAGAGGCUCGGGCUCCUGCCUUCCGGCGCGGAAGCUGCUGGGAAAGGGAAGGGGAAGGGGAAGGCGGGCAACAACAGCACCGCGCUCGCGGCCGGCGGGAGGAUGGCCGAGGCGAGGUCGUCGGCAUCCCAGCCGCGGAAAAACAUUUCUGAGAGGGGAGUGGCGGCACAGCAGGCGCCUGCUGCUGUUGCGCUGCAGAUGUGAGUUGUAGCACGGGGGGUGUGUAAAUAUCUUUAUCGGGGGGAGAGGGUGGCCUCUCUCCCCCCCUCUUUUGCCAUUUUCCACAGGCGUUCAGGUUUGCCACGCGGUAUGGACAACGCGAAUGAUAUCCAUAAACUAGAAGGGGUGCAAAUGGGGGAAGCCUAUAGAAUUGCAAAGGUCUUGAUUGCAAAGGUCUUGAAAUCGACGCAAAACCGAGAUAUCUACAUUGAUGCCGUUGCAGCCCCCCUCUUCCCCCCCACCUUUACAAAUGCCUGCUCCAUGUUUGCAAACUCCUAAGAUGCCUUAGAACG